Strongylocentrotus purpuratus (purple sea urchin) is the source of this 2030-nucleotide messenger RNA. It is a transcript of the gene psmb5, whose product is annotated as proteasome subunit beta type-5. Gene Ontology annotation, molecular function: threonine-type endopeptidase activity. Lineage: Eukaryota; Metazoa; Echinodermata; Echinoidea; Camarodonta; Strongylocentrotidae. The transcript is spliced from 7 exons. The coding region runs from base 34 to 858 and encodes 274 amino acids. The record is from RefSeq and is a predicted model, not a curated record. Gene Ontology annotation, cellular component: proteasome core complex.
UCGACUCUUUAUUUACCAUACAGAUUUUGGAAAAUGGCGCUGGCAUCAGUAUGCGAAGAAACUUUUGGGAGCAAUUCCUCACGGUUCUCCUCUCACCCGAGAGUUGAUUUUGGUGUGAACUUCACUGCUGAUGACCCCCUUGCUAAUUCUAAAUUCACUGUUCCUGCAGUUGCAGAGCCUGCAGACUUCCUAGCAAACAUUGCUGACAGCGAGACAGGACCAAAAAUCAGGUUUCUUCAUGGAACGACUACCCUAGGUUUCAAAUUCGAGCAUGGUGUUGUCAUUGCUGUGGAUUCCAGGGCUACUGCAGGCCCCUACAUUGCCUCGCAGUCUGUCAAGAAGGUGAUAGAGAUCAACCCUUACCUAUUGGGUACCAUGGCCGGCGGUGCUGCAGACUGUGCAUUCUGGGAGAGGGUACUAGCUGAACAGUGCAGGAUAUAUGAGCUGCGCAACAAGGAGAGGAUAUCCGUGGCAGCUGCCUCUAAGCUCUUAGCAAACAUGCUCUACAACUACAAAGGCAUGGGCCUGUCAGUGGGUACUAUGAUCUGUGGUUGGGACAAGCGAGGGCCUGGCUUAUACUACGUUGACAGUGAUGGCAAUCGCCUCACCAACAACAUUUUCUCUGUAGGUUCAGGAUCACCAUAUGCCUAUGGUGUCCUGGAUGAGGGUUACAAGUGGGAACUGAGUGUCGAGGAUGCUCUUGACCUGGGUCAAAGGGCAAUCUACCACGCCACACACAGGGAUGCCUACUCUGGUGGUGUCGUCAAUUUAUACCACAUGCAAGAGACGGGCUGGGUGAAGAUAUCCUCAACGGACGUCAAGGAUCUACAUUACAGAUACCAGGACGAGAAGAAAUGAAGUCAUCAUCAUACUUAGAUUGCCAUGUGGUGUCUCUCAUAUAUGUGUACAGUGUGUCAUGUAGGUUGGAAAGUGUCCCGUGUUUUGGUAUUGUAGGUUUCAAUUUUUUUGUGCUCUUGGUAUGAUUUCUCCCCGAGAUCAAUCAUAAAGCAAAAUGUCAUUUGAAAAUUAGUCAAUUUCUUUUCAUAGUUUAAGACAUGCUGCUCCCUAUCUUGUAAUGAAUACAGUAGGCUCGAGUAUGGGUAUGUGCUCAUUAAUUGAAACAGAUAAUGGUGUGACAUAUUCUUUAUUUAGUUUGUAAAACUUAGCAUUCCUAAAAGAUUUUAUUGUAAAAAAAAUGAGAUCUUUCAAAAAUCCCCAUCCAAGCACAACCUUCCGUGUAGAUGCAGGCUAUCAGCCUUUUUGCACACAUAAUAAAGGUAUUGUGUGCUUGGCUGGGUGCAAUAGGGCAUUCUCGUUAUGUAAACAAAGUUAAUGCAUACGCCAUUAUGAAUUAUUUCAUUCACCUGUUACAAAUAAUAAUUUAUUUCAAUAGUCCAAAUGCACAUUGUAUACUGUACGUGUCGUUAGGUCAGGCAAGCCAUGUUUGGGUGUACUCCUGAAGAUAUAUGAGAUGUACACAUAAAACGCCAAUGUGUGGGAGGUCAUGUAUUUCAUUGAUUAUGUCAUUAAAAACAGAUUAACAGAUUUAGCUUAUUGUUAUUAUUAUUAUAUUAUUAAAAAAACAAAUGCACAGACCAGCAGGUAUUUCAAUCGAUCUAAUGUUAAUAAUUAUCUAUCUCUUACAGAACAUUGUAAUCCUUUUGUGUAUUUAUCAAAUAUAGUGUUAUUCCAUGAUAUGCAGAUGUAGAUAUGUCCAUUACCUGUGCGGAUGUUGUCUUCAAUUUAAAAAGAUCAUCAGACAUGUAUCGUCUCGUCUUUAUUUCAAAAGUGAUAUUUCUCUGUUAAGGUUUUUUUUUUUACAUCGUCUUCAAGAUGAAUACAUGUACAUUAACGAUAAGCAGUUCAAGCACAACAAUGAAUAAUGAAACAAGAAACUGGCGUUUGUUGAUCCUUUAAUAUAUUUCAUCUGUUUAUUAAUGUACAUAAAUCAUACCAAUCCAUAAUAUGCUUUUUGUAUUAUUUUGUGAUUUACAAGUGCUUUAUUACAAGUUCUAUGAUAUGAUUCUCAA